Molecule: messenger RNA, 885 nt
Organism: Symbiodinium sp. CCMP2592
Lineage: Eukaryota; Dinophyceae; Suessiales; Symbiodiniaceae
Source: the annotation of a GenBank genome assembly
AUGCUCGCUUGGAUGGCGAAGAUGCGCGGCUACACCCCGGGCUGCGUAGACCUUCUGGUUGCAGAUCUCCAGAUCGACACCGUGAGAGCGGAGGCCAAAGCUUGGCUCCAGUCGAGGUUGCCCUCGCUGGGACAACGGGAUGGCAGCCCGCUGGUUCAGCAGAGCCCCGAGGUGAGGCAGUUCUUUGAUCCCGUGUCCAGCACUUUGACAUACCUGAUUGCCUGUCCAGCCACCAAGCAAGCUGUGCUGAUCGACCCGGUUUUGGAGCACAAGGAUCGCGACCGAAAGGCCAUCACAGAGCUGGGUUUGCACUUGAAGUACGUGCUGAACACGCACUGCCAUGCAGACCAUGUGACUUCCGGCGGUGCGAUGCGAAAGGAUUGCCCACAUGUGCAGACCAUCAUCUCCAAGUCGUCUGGGGCCCAAGCAGACAUCCACGUGCAGCAUGGGGACAAGGUGACUUUCGGCGACCUUUCCCUGGAGGUUCGCGCAACUCCAGGUCACACUGAUGGCUGUGUGACAUAUGUACUGAUGACCCAGACGGCCACGUUUGCCUUCACCGGUGACACCCUUCUGAUUCGUGGCUGUGGCAGGACUGACUUCCAGCAGGGCAACUCCUUCACUCUCCAUGACAGUGUUCACACACAGAUUUUCACUCUUCCAGAUGAUGCCCUCAUCUGCCCAGGCCAUGAUUACAAGGACAGAGGGGUGUCGACCGUGCUGGAGGAGAAAAUGUUCAACCCCAGAUUGACCAAGUCUCCUGAGGAUUUUGCCAAGCUCAUGGAGGACCUCAACCUACCGAACCCGAAGCAGAUUGACAUCGCCGUGCCAGCCAACAUGGCCUGCGGUGUGCAGUUUGACCCGUCUGAAAACCUCCCGAUCUAG